UGUAGGGGGUACAUAUCUUUGUCUCUUGCCAGAGCUCAGACCGUCUCUAACCCCCCUGACUGAUACAUUAGGCAACAUCAACAACACAUGAAACACAUGGAUAUUUACUUGUCUUUUUAGACCAAAGAGAGCAGAGGAGCUGGAGACUAUGGUUUGCCAUUACUUAAGCCACUAUGGGGAUGUGGUAUUGUAUUACUUAAAUAUGCUUUAAUGGUUAAAAUCUUUGUAUUGUUACAUUGAUUUCUUAAGGUAGUAAUACAAUAAUUACUUAAUUAUUUUAUCUACAUUUUCAUUGUCAGAGUACCAAGAUUACCAAAUGAUCAUAAAUAAAGAGUUGAUUUGACUAGCAGUUAUAGCAUUACAAGUACAUUUCACACCAGCAUGCGAUUAUUAAACUGCUGUCUGAUAUAUUGAUGGCUGCUAUGCAUUUGUUUCUGCUUUUUUUCCAGAGACAACGUCCUGUAACUUUUUAAAUAUUGUUUCUAAAACAGUUGAGGGAAAAUGGAUCUCACGGCCAAACAUGGGCUGGUGCUGCUCGACCAGCUGAGGAAGAUGAGGGAGGGUGAGCAUCUGACAGAUGUGGUGCUGGUUGCCGAGGGCAUCAGCUUUCCAUGCCAUCGGGUCGUUCUGUCCGCCUUCAGCCCGUACUUCCGUGUAAUGUUCACAUGCGGGCUGCGUGAGUGCAGCAACAGAGAAAUAUUCUUGCGUGACACCCCUGCAGACAGCCUGGCCCUCCUCUUGAACUAUAUGUACUGCUCCGAUCUUCCUCUCACUAAUGCCAAUGUACAAGGCAUCUCUAUUGCAGCUUUUCUGUUGCAGAUGGAUGCCGUCUUCACUCGCUGCCAGCUGCACAUGACCGAGAACAUGGACGCCUCCAACUGCCUUGGUGUGUAUUACUUUGCCCGUGACCUCGGUGCGGAGGAACUGGCUGACCAUGCUCAGCGCUACCUGCGGCAGCACUUUGACCAAGUCUGCCAAAAUGAGGAGGUGCUUGAGCUGGAGGCCCAUCAGCUGGGAAAGCUCCUGACUUCCGAUGACCUUAAUGUUUCACAAGAAGAGACCAUCCUGGAUGUUGUCCUACGCUGGGUCAAACACACCACUCUGAUGGAUGGAGAGGUCCGUAACCUGCACCUUCCAGAGCUCCUGAGGAAAGUCCGUCUGCCACUGAUAAAUGCUGACUAUUUAAGAGAGGCAAUGAAGAGGAACACGGCCCUGCUGGCAGAUGCUGAAUGUCUAGAGAUUCUCAAUCAAGCCUUGGAGGUCACAGCGAUGCAUCCCUCAGCUGCACCUCGUAAACUAAAGCUGCGGUACGGCAUGGAGACCACAGAUCUGCUGCUCUGUGUUGGAAACGACAGCGGCGGGAUCAGGACAAGAUACGGCAACUACACCGAGCGCAGCUUUUGCUAUGCCCCAUCCACAGGCCGAAUCUACUACAUCACUUCACCUCGCUAUGCAGAGGCUCUGGGGUAUGUGUGUGCCGGGGUUGUAACUGAAAGAAAUGACAUUAUAGUGGCAGGAGAGGUAGGCGCACGAAGAAUGGCCCGACAGGAGGACAUGACUGUGAAGAUUUACAGGUACAAAGUACAGGCCCAAGGAAGCUGGGAGUGCCUGACGUCAGCCGAGUACCGUGAUUCAUACGCUCUGGGGUCACUGGGUGACACUCUGUACCUGCUGGGUGGGCAGAUGAAGCUGAAGGACCAGUUUCUCAUCACCAACUGUGUCGAGCGGUGGUCUAUGCAAGGAGGACCCUGGCGCAGUGCAGCACCCCUGCCUAUACCGUUAGCCUAUCACAGCGUGGUCAGGAUGAAAGACCGCCUUUAUGUGAUGGGUGGUCGAACUCCACAGUCAUACCGGAUGGAUGAUGAACCCGACCGUCUUAGUAACCGCCUCCUGGAGUAUGAUCCAAACACAAAUAAGUGGAGAGAGCUGGGUCCCAUGAAGCUCUCAAAGUACCGCUGCAGUGCUGUUGUACACAAUGGAGAAAUUUUCGUGAUGGGGGGAAUUGGAUGUGAGGGUUUGGAUCGUGGACAAUCACGCCGCUGCCUUGAUGCUGUAGAGAUCUACAACCCAGAUGGAAAUUAUUGGAGGGAUGGACCGCCUCUCCCAUCUCCACAACUCUCACUGCGCACCAACGCCUCAAACGCAGGAGUGGUGGGAGGCAAGAUCUACGUGUGUGGAUACUACAAAGGAGCAGAUCGUCAUGAUGACAUAACGAAAGACAUUUUGGUGCUGGACCCAUGGGAGAACCGGUGGACUGUGGUGGCUCGGCAAGCUCUGAUGCACGACAACUAUGACGUCUGUUUAGUGGCAAAUCUCAACCCAAGGGGACUUAUGUCCCCACCUGCAGACUUGGUUAAACAGUGACACCCCUGUCAGAUCAAGUCAAAAUCUGUGUAGGAGAAUUAGCGAAGGAAAAUAAUUAUUAAAGCACUUAUUGCCGGGCCAAAGGCAUUGUUUUUUUUCAAGCAAAAAGGUUUUACUGCCCAACAUGAAAGAGGAUCUGCGGUCAGUGAUUUGCACGUUGUUUUGAGAGAUUUCCACGUCAAUGAGAACAGAAACACUUGUAAAGUGUUUAUUUUAAAUCUUAAACAUCUGCAGAGAUUGAUCACCGGAAUCCUGCAGCUGUUUGGCACAAAGUAUUAUCAGCAACACCAGGACAUUAUUUCUUGUGAAAUUAACCAGACAUACAUUUUUCUUAUAAUUAGAGCUUCAACGAUAAGUCGGUUGACAAAAUGAAUCGGCACAAUCGUUUCAGUCACAUUUCAAGCAAAAAUACUGAACUUCUGAGUCCGGCUUCUCAAAACAAAGAAACUGAAGAUUUGCGUUUGAGAAAAUGUGAAUAAAUGCGUUUACUAUUUGACAUUUCAGACUAAUAAAUUAACUAAAAGAUAAAUUGCACUUUAUAUGAUAAUGUAUACAGUUCUAAUUAUAAGUAUGGACUUUGAUACAAAUUAUAACAAGAUGAAAAGUAUUUGAUCCAUCUACUGCAGUGUAAAUACUAACGAUUUAUCAUAAAUUAAAUUGACAGAAUACCAAAUUGAAUAUUUAUUGUAUCAAUUGUUCUUUUUGUGGAAUGCUUGCUAAAGCAUAAUAAAAUGUUUUCCUGCACCUUAA
Molecule: messenger RNA, 3114 nt
Organism: Anarrhichthys ocellatus (wolf-eel)
Lineage: Eukaryota; Metazoa; Chordata; Actinopteri; Perciformes; Anarhichadidae
Gene: kbtbd12
Product: kelch repeat and BTB (POZ) domain containing 12
Exons: 6
Coding region: 502-2364 (620 amino acids)
Molecular function (GO): protein binding
Source: RefSeq, a predicted model, not a curated record